AGGACUUGCCAGUACUUCUCAUUAGGACAGACAGAAAUUGGCAGAAGAGCAAAGGAGUUCCUGUGAACCUCUUGGAGACUUCCUGGGAGCACCGAUGGAGGAGGAAAAUUCCAGAGGACUUGAAGCAGGAAGUGGCCAGGAUGCCAUCGAGACUGGGCGCAGUAGAGGAUUCUGGGAGAACAUAGGGACUAAGGACACCCUCAUCUUGUAUGUUCAGCCCCAGUGUUUCAGGCAUUUCCUUUACCAGGAGGCCAAAGGCCCUCGGGAGGUUUGCAGCCAACUCCACCAUCUUUGCCAUCAGUGGCUAAAGCCAAACCAACACACAAAGAAGGAGAUCCUGGACCUGGUGAUCCUGGAGCAGUUUCUGACUGUUCUUCCACAAGAGAUGAAGCACUGGGUGAGGGAAUGUGGAGCAGAGGCCAGCUCCCAGGCGGUGGCCCUGGCUGAAGGUUUCCUCCUGAGCCAGGCAGAGGAGAAAAAGCAGGAAGACUGGCAGGGGAACGUUCUGUUUGCAGAAAUGGACACUGAUUUCUCUGAUAAGGAGAGGAGUCCAUCAGACACCAGAAAGCAUCCACUGGGUAAGCAUUGCAGAAAUAUAUCCCAGUUUGCCUUCGGUGUUUAA
This is a messenger RNA of Lacerta agilis (Sand lizard), 622 nucleotides long. RefSeq names its product zinc finger and SCAN domain-containing protein 31-like. The transcript has 2 exons. The coding region runs from base 95 to 622 and encodes 175 amino acids. The record is from RefSeq and is a predicted model, not a curated record. Lineage: Eukaryota; Metazoa; Chordata; Lepidosauria; Squamata; Lacertidae.